Molecule: messenger RNA, 2199 nt
Organism: Numida meleagris (helmeted guineafowl)
Lineage: Eukaryota; Metazoa; Chordata; Aves; Galliformes; Numididae
Gene: COIL
Product: coilin
Exons: 7
Coding region: 39-1829 (596 amino acids)
Biological process (GO): spliceosomal snRNP assembly
Cellular component (GO): Cajal body
Molecular function (GO): U2 snRNA binding; U1 snRNA binding
Source: RefSeq, a predicted model, not a curated record
CCCCCCGCCCCUCCCCCGCCCCUCCCCCUGCUCCCAAGAUGGCGGCUGCCGGCGGCGCCCCGGUGCGGCUGCGGCUGCAGUUCGAUUUCCCGCCGCCGGGCAGCCCGGGCUGCGCGCUGUGCUGGCUGCUGCUGGAACCCGGCCAGGCGCGCCUCGUCACCGACCUCCUCAGCAUCAUCCGCCACCGCUUCGGCUUCAGCCGCCGGGCCCGCCUCAGCCUCUUCUUGGAUGGAGCGCUGCUGCCGCCCACCGAGAGCGCCCGCCUCGUGCGGGACAACGACGCGCUGCGAGUUACGCUGGAGGAGAUCGCAGCGGAGGGGUGCGAAGAAGUGGACGAUGAUUUCUACGCACCAAAAGAUGACAAAAAAAGGCACAAACGAAGGCAGAAGGAGCAAGCGUUCUCCAGAAGCGGAGAAGAAAGACAUCAAAGGGAAAAGAAAAAGAAUAAACGUAACCCGGAGCGUUCCUCCGGUACAGAGGACACCGCUGGGGAUGUUUCUGACACUCGGAAAAAAUCCAAGAAGAGAAAGAGAAGGGAAGAAAACUGCGGGAGAAGCAGAGUCCCCGAGGGGAAGGAGGGCAGUGCCGACAGGGCCCAAAAGCUCCGGAAGGUGGAGAGGGAGGAGCGGCCGGCAGCCAAAGCCAAGCAGGGAGAGCGGGCAGCGGGCCCCACGGCGAAGGCGGCCCAUGGACAGGUGAACUGUGCAAAGAGCACCUCCAAAAAACUGACAGCAGAGUCCCAGAAGCAGAGCCUGGGAACGUCGGAGUCCUCCAGCACAUCGUCCGACAGCGACAGCACUGAAUCAAACGUCAAGCAAAGUAAAUCUUCCCACAGACCCGCAGCGGCAGCGCUUCCCAGAGACAAAGCCCAAGCCACCGUGGCCGCUGUUGCUUGUAAUCAAAUGACUGCAAAGUCUAAUGCUGAACGUUGCAGUAAGACUGCAGUUAGUAAAACCACUAAGAAAUCGCAGUCCUCCAGUUCAGAUUCGGACUCAAGUUCAGAGGAUGAAAGAGCGGCACCGGCACAGGGCAGUACCACAAAGCAGGCGCUGCCCAGCAGCGCAGCAGCAUCACAGACUGGUGCCACUGGUGCUCCCAAAGCAAGGACCUCCUCCUCCGAGUCUGACAGUUCCGAUUCGGAAGCACUCGUCAUUAAGAAACCCGCAGCCAACGCUGGACUGAGUAAUUCCGUAGCAAGAAACGGUUCCAAACAGUCUCCAGCUGGAAUCCAAGGGCCGGCUGCCGGCCCGGGGCGCGGGAGGGGGCGUGCAGCGGGAGAGGGGAACUUCUGGAGAGGACCGAGGGGCCGCGGGUUCCGGGGGAUGAUGAGGGGCCGGGGCAGAGGAGAAAGCCCUGGUUUCUUCUAUUGCUACAGCAGCAUAGGCCAGAAACAGAGUCCGUUACACGAAGCUGUGACAAACACUUCUGUUCCUGUCCAGAAUGCUGUGGAUGUCCCCAAGAGAGACUACAGCGUACUACCACUUCUAGCUGCCCCACCACAAGUGGGAGAAAGAAUUGCCUUCAAGCGCUUGGAACUAAAUGAGAACUACAGUCCUGAAGUUUCAUGCUAUAAGGAGGGCAGAAUAAUCAGUUGGAAUGCUGAUAAAAAACAGAUCGAGCUUGAGAUCCUUUCAUCGUCAGCAAGCCAAAUUGCUAAAGAGCCAGGGAAAUUUGAUCUGGUUUACCAGUCUGCAGAUGGGGCUGAGCUGAUAGAGUACGCUGUUCCUCAGGAUACAAAGAUAACUGAAAACUGGGAUUCGCUGAUCGAGCCCAGAUUGAUUGUUGAGCCUCCAGUUAACGGACCAGGCAUCGAAAACAGAGCAAUGUGAGAUGUGGACCCGUGUAAAUACUUGUAUGGACUCGUUUCGUGAAGAACUGCCUUCUAGUUCUGAGGGCAGCAGAUGCACUGGUGGUUAUUUUUCAUAAAUGGUUUUAAAAUAAACACUCUUUUCUUAAGAUACGGUUUUGUGUUAAUACAAGAAUGCUUUGUUUAUUAUAGAUUUAAUAUAGAUUUGAUUUUUUUGGAUAGAAUCUUAGUUUUUAUAUUCUACUUCUGUGAGCUGCAAAACUGGAAUGGUUUGAUAAAAAAAAAUAUGACCUCGUACUGCGUUGGUAGCUCCUAUGUCUUGUUUUGUCUAGAGCAGUAUAACUGCUAUACAGAGGUAUAGCUUGCUGUAAGGAUAAUUAAAAACCACCUUU